AUGGAAUUUCGAGUCGGGGGAAAUUUAGGGUCAGAUGCGUUGAAGAAGAAGCUACCUAUCAAAGUUAUAGACAGUAAUUUGAGUGGUCUGAGGGAAAUAGUGCAACAAAUGAAGACUAUACAGAAGAAUGCUUUCAAGAAGCGACAUGGGAACUUAUUGAGGUUGCUGAAUGCGGAAUUCCAAGCAUCGGCAGUCACUACUCUGGCUCAAUAUUACGAUCCGCCACUCAGAUGUUUCACCUUCCAGGAUUUUCAAUUGGUACCAACAAUAGAAGAGUUCGAACAAAUUUUGGGCUUGUCAAUGGAAGAUAAAGUCCCUUACAGACAUUCAGAGCAACAUGCAUCUGUCUCUACGUUGGCUGGAAUAUUGAAGGUACACCCUGCCAAGCUAGAAGGUAAGAUGGCCUCCAAGGGCAACUCGAAGGGGAUCCCUCAAGGAUAUUUGGAAGGGCAUCUGCGUCUUUUGGCGGAAAAAGAAAUGGGGGAGACGUUCAUGAAUGUGUUGGCUCUCACACUUUAUGGAGUCAUACUCUUCCCUAACAUGGAAAAUUUUGUUGAUCAAACCGCCCUCGAUGUGUUUGUUGCCUACAAGAUUCAUUCAGAAAGUCCUGUCACCGCGGUUCUAGCUGAUGUGCAUGGGAGUACAUUGAAUGUCGAAUGUCUUAUUGGAGAGUUACCACCUAGCGGCAUUGAAAUUCGGGGGGCGAAGGAAUGGGCCCAGUUUUGUGCGAGUUUGAAUGUGGGAAAAAUUAGAUGGUGUGUCCCGGGAUUGUCGAAGUCACGUGUCAUUUCUUGUGGGGCUUUCCCUAAUGUCCCCCUAAUAGGCACUAGAAGUUGUGUGAAUUAUAACCCUGUCUUGGCUCAGCGACAAUUUGGGUGUCCGAUCAAGAGCUCCCCAACUCUAGAAUCUUUGGUUGCCGUUUGGACUUAUUAUGAAGAAGGAAUUUCCCUUGAUCUAAUUCGCCGAAUCAGGAGUGCUUGGGGUGAGGUCCUGCGUGUAGAAAAAGACCCAAGGCCAUGGGUGAUCGACGAGAAGAUAUCCUACCGACGAUGGAUUCUGGAAAGGGUUAACACGGUCAAGUUACCUUUCAAAUCAGACUCUCCUGCUCCUGAGCGGUCAGAACCUGCCGAGUCCGAGGAAAUGAAGAGGUUGAAAGAGGAAAUGGAGAAGAUGAAACUCAAAAAUGCCAAAUUAAUUAAUGAGCUUCAAAGUCUCCGACACGAGUAUGUGAAUCUGAGGCGUGAUAAGGAGGAAAUGACAAAAGCGUAUGAAGGAAUUCUUAGGAAGCAAUGA
Molecule: messenger RNA, 1293 nt
Organism: Vigna unguiculata (cowpea)
Lineage: Eukaryota; Viridiplantae; Streptophyta; Magnoliopsida; Fabales; Fabaceae
Source: RefSeq, a predicted model, not a curated record